Paramecium tetraurelia is the source of this 810-nucleotide messenger RNA. RefSeq lists its product as uncharacterized. The transcript has 2 exons. Gene Ontology annotation, biological process: proteasome-mediated ubiquitin-dependent protein catabolic process. NCBI's taxonomy places the organism in Eukaryota, Ciliophora, Oligohymenophorea, Peniculida, Parameciidae. Gene Ontology annotation, molecular function: endopeptidase inhibitor activity; proteasome binding. The record is from RefSeq and is a predicted model, not a curated record.
AUGACAACUCUUAAAGAAGUUUAUAAUGAAAUACUAUUUCUGCUUCCAGACUAACCAACAAAUAAAACCUUAUUAACAAUCCUGCUAAUCCACAGUAUUAAUGUCAAGGAAGGACUCAAGAAUAAUGGAAUAAAUGAAAAUGAUGAAAGUCAUGAAUGGGUUGGCAUAGCUGAAGGAUGGGACUUGCCAGAAGAGGGGGUAUACUCUCUUAGAUAUAUCAAUUAAAAUAAAGAAUAAUGUUAAUUUAAAUUUUUAACACUUCCAGAACAAAAUGAUACUUUAUCCAUUAAUGCAGUUAUUCUAGGAAGAAAUGACUAGAUAUAUUCUUAUAGGCUUCCAAUUUCACAGUUAAAUUUUGACAAUUAGGAUUUACUAUUUAAAUCAAAUAUAAUUAGUGCUUACAAACAAUCAAUUUUAUAAAAAAUUAUAAUGAAAAAGCAAGAACCUGAAAAGAUAGAAAAAUAAACCAAUAUUUUAUUAGAAUAACCACCCUAAUAAUAGUAACCCUCAGGCUUACUUUGGAAUCUCCCUAGGAAUCAACCAUUCUCAGUAGGUACUCAAGAUUUAAAUCCCUUUGCCAGAACACCUUUUGAUAAUAGAGGAGGUAUGGGUGGAAACUUGAUGGGCCCUCAACAUUUUUAGAACUUUAAUUAAAGACAAUAACAAUAAUAAUAAUCCAACCCAUUUGCUCCUCCAGGUGCAAGAUUUGACCCUUUUGGCCCUGAACCUGAUAUCAACCCGUUUGGAGAACCUAGUAACAAGAAACCAUGGCCAGAUCCAUUUGGGAGAGGAGGACAAUUUCCCUUUUGA